GAUUUUGCAUUUCUGGGCCGCGGCUGUCAAUCUCGCCAGAGCCCAGUGAUUACCGAGCAUCUCCAACGGGGAGGAGAACUGUAUGUAAACAAUACAGUUCUUCUCCCUGUCAGUUUGUGCACACUAUUGAAGCAGAGACACACAGACACAAGUAAAUACAGCACACAGUUAACCCUUUUAAUCGCCCCUCAUGUUAACCCCUUCUUGCCCAGUGCCAUUAGUACAGUGUCUGUGCUUUUUUUUUAGCACUAAUCACUGUAUUAGUGUCACUGGGGAUGUCAGUGACACCAAGUCAGUUCCCCCCAGUGUCAGAAUGCCCACCGCAGUCCCGC
Staurois parvus is the source of this 332-nucleotide messenger RNA. The record is from the annotation of a GenBank genome assembly. Lineage: Eukaryota; Metazoa; Chordata; Amphibia; Anura; Ranidae.